Molecule: messenger RNA, 1920 nt
Organism: Hyaloscypha bicolor E
Lineage: Eukaryota; Fungi; Ascomycota; Leotiomycetes; Helotiales; Hyaloscyphaceae
Exons: 3
Coding region: 1-1920 (639 amino acids)
Source: RefSeq, a predicted model, not a curated record
AUGGCAAACAUUCAAAGUGCCGUCUACAUUGGAGUCUGGGCCAACUGGAGCAUAGGACCAGUGCUAGGCAAGACUCUCACUAUCCCUCAAUCCCAAGGAUAUCUUUUAGUCGCGUUCCUUGGUUUAUUUGUGAAAUUUGCUGGCGAUCAACUCUGGCAGAUUCUGCGAUUCGUUCUCCAUCAACAGCGGUCAAGCGGUGAGCCUCAAGAUGGCCUUUAUUAUCAAAUACAAGCUAUUCUGAGGAACUCGCCAAUGGGGAUAGGAAUAUCAUGGAAGUUUGCGCAACUGAUACGCGCUUGGUCUCCCAAAUCUCACCAAACGUUGCGGAGGACCUUGCCGUAUGUGGCUUAUGGUCUCUUCCAUGUCGCUGCAAUUGGCGCGGCCGGUUUAUUCUCAUCUCGAGUUGUCUCCAUGAACGAUGCAGCUCUGGUGCGAUCACCAUUUUGUGGGUGGAUGGCUGAACCUGUUGGGGACUAUAAUUUGCUUCUGAACCAGUUCGACAGAACCCAGUUCGAAACUUAUGUGUCGCUCCUCUCCUCCUAUCAUCGCAGCAUCAAAUCUAGCGCCGAAUAUGCCCGUAUCUGCUACGAUAAUACAUCGACUGCAAACGCAAUGUGCCAACAAUAUUCUAGCUCGCGCUUAGAACCAAAAAUCAAUUUCACGGCCACGUGUCCAUUCACUGAGGAACUCUGUCUUGAUGACGCUGUCCAUAUCGAUACAGGAUAUAUUGAUUCACACGAGGAUUUGGGGAUCAAUGGCCAACCAGGUGAUCGAAUUCAGUUCAGAAAAGAGAUGACUUGCGCCCCCAUUGAUAUGGAGGGAAGACUCUCAACAAACUGGACAGCAAUUCCAGGUUUGCUGCCUAACGAUACAAUACGAGAAUAUUACCUUGGCUCGAACCGACAUCUAUCCAAUGGGUCCUUGUUACCAUCCAAUGUUACGAUAGCUCUUAGUAACUACUCCCUGAUAUUCCAGAGCAACGCAUAUGAUUUAUGGUCAGAUGUGGACUUUGCAGGAAAUGACAGUACCGGCGAUUUCUUAUCAACUUUCUGGAUAAUCCCGGAGCUCCGCCGACCUCACACAGAUUACACCGCCCUUGAACUCGUGAGCGAGGUAGAGUACUUGCAGAAGACUGAAGACCUGUGGUACUCGGCAACAACGCAAGAAAACCUCUUGUGGCAAACUGACCAUCCCGUGUCGGUUCUCGUAUGCGCGGAGCAGUACAGCUAUUGUAACAUAUCUCAUUGCACAGAUAAUUCGGGUUUUUACGAGAUCAUGCCGACCGCUGAACGUUCGGGGCUGGUAGCUAUGAACAACGCCCAAUGGGCCACCUUCGAACUGGUCUGGAAAGCUGCCCAACUGAGUAACGUAUACUGUAUAACAGCCUUUCUUGGAAACGAAAUCCUGUUAGCACAGGAUCUGCUUAUGGGUGGCAACUUUUUCGACUCCCCAGGUCUGCCCUCUGAUCAAUGGAAACAAGAAAUAAAGAACAUGCAUGCCACGACAAUGGCCAUCCUUCAACAACGAGUAGUGGAAUAUGCCUCACCACCUAACUGGGUUCUUGGUCCAGGGCAGAGAACGACCGACUUCUUAAUAAAACCUAACACCACCCUGUCGCAAAACCUCUGCCGGAAUAUUAAGAUCCGUGCAUCUAACGUCGCUGCAUUCAGCGUAAUCGGCAUAAUUAGUAUUCUCGCCGCUGGAGCAGUGUUAACGCUUGUCAAUUUCUUCUUAACGGAUAUCGUCUGUUGGUUCUAUAAGCGCAAAGCGGGAGAUGUUCUUGGAAUUUGUGAGAGGGAAUGGAGGGAUGCUGAGUUGCUUCAGAUGCAAAGGCGGAUGUUUGAGGGACAGGGCAUUGUUACUUGGGAAGGACAUAAUGACGACGUACCAGUGACGCGAGAAAGUGGGCAAAGGUUUUGA